Molecule: messenger RNA, 294 nt
Organism: Symbiodinium sp. CCMP2456
Lineage: Eukaryota; Dinophyceae; Suessiales; Symbiodiniaceae
Source: the annotation of a GenBank genome assembly
AUGCACGAUAUUGUCCAGCUCCACGGUUCCCCUCGAAUCUUGGCGCUGCUGAUCGUGUUCAUUGUCGUUGUCGUGCUCUUCCUGUUGAACCUGCUCAUCGCCCAGCUUGUAGGUGCCUAUCGGAAAGUUUAUGGCGACAUGGAGGGCUUCGCACGAUUAUUUAGAAGCAGUAUUACCGUCUCCACGGUGCGGAACCUUCGGCCAAAGCGGUGGGCGGCGUUCCUCAAGGGCCUGAAUUUUCAGGAGAGGAUCGAGUUCAAUGAGGGAGACAUCGGCAUUGCUGGUGGCAUACAG